Messenger RNA from Papilio polytes (common Mormon), 1450 nucleotides. RefSeq names its product periodic tryptophan protein 1 homolog (gene nclb). The record is from RefSeq and is a predicted model, not a curated record. The transcript has 12 exons. Gene Ontology annotation, biological process: rRNA processing. Gene Ontology annotation, molecular function: protein binding. Lineage: Eukaryota; Metazoa; Arthropoda; Insecta; Lepidoptera; Papilionidae. Gene Ontology annotation, cellular component: nucleus.
CAAAGUGCUGUCAAAAUCAAAUCAAAAUUGUCAAAUAGUGUUAUUGAAAAGCACGUUUUAGUUUUGCCUCGUGCUAAUAUUUCAAUAAGAUAUGGAAGAAAAUACACCAACUGUUAGCUUAGUAUCAUGUAUGCAUUUUGUGCAAAGAGGAGUUGCCAAAUCAGUUCCUGAAAAAAUAGAAUUAACAGAAAAGGAAUUGGAGAAAAUAAUCAAACAAACUGCCGAUGAUUUGAGGAUUACAGAACAAGGCGAUGACCAGAGUGAUGAAGAAGGUGAAACAGAAACUGCUGAACCUCCAGCAAAUCCUAAUGAUGAAUUCAAUUUUGAACAAUAUGACGAGGAAGAUAGCUUAACAGCCAACCCUAUUGGUAUUGGUACUGUGGCAACUUUGCCUAACUUAGGAGACCUCAGUGAAGAUGUUCAGAUAAGAACAGAAGGACCGGACAGUGAUGAAGAGGAUGAUAUAAUCAAGCCAACAGACAAUCUGCUACUGGUUGGCCAUGUGGAGAGUGAUGCCAGCGUUUUAGAAGUCCACAUUUUCAAUAAAGAGGAGGGUUCAUUCUAUGUGCAUCAUGACAUCAUACUGCCGUGGUUCCCUCUCUGUAUUGAGUGGCUCAGUUAUGAUCCAAGCGAUCCACAACCGGGUAAUUUAUGUGCAUUGGGUGGUAUGGAUCCAGUCAUACAAGUAUGGGACUUAGACAUUGAGAACUGUCUAGAGCCAGCAUUCAAAUUGGGCAAAAAACCAAAUAAGAAGAAAAAAAUCAAACGUGUUGGUCAUAAAGAUGCCGUACUUGAUCUAUCAUGGAAUAAAAAUUUCACACAUGUGUUGGCGAGCGGGUCCGCAGACAACACGGUGCUGCUGUGGGACCUGGACCAAGGCACGCCGCACACCAAGAUCAACUGCUUCACUGACAAAGUAAUUUAGAUGAGUAACAACGUAGGUAAAGUGGCGUAUGUCGACUGCAGACAGGAUCUGCCGCUUUGGACCAUUGAUGCUCACGAGAAGGAAGUCACUGGACUGAUAUUAAGCCAGCAAAUUCCCGGCCUCUUGAUCACUGCCAGCACUGACGGUACUCUCAAGACAUGGGAUGUCACCAGCCAAGGUGCGACGCAAGUGAGUAUGCGCAGCAACAGGUCGGGGCAGUGCCUGUGCGCGGCGAGCUGCCCCGACGCGCCGCUCGCGCUGGCGCUGGGCGGCGACAACAAGCAGUGCCACAUCGAGAUGAUCGACCUCGCCGCUAAUGAACAAGUACUGAACCGCUUUGGACCAAGAAUCCCAGCCGCCGCGACCGAAGACAUGGAGUCAUAGUUCAAAUUAUUAGUGAAUCGAUAAUAAUUAUUAUUAUGUAUUUAACUGUGAAGUUACAAUAUGUAUAAACUUUUGUAUACAAUAUUUGUUCAUACGACUAUUAAUGUAAGUAAAUAUAAUGAAUAAAAGACGAAUGAAGAU